UUGUUAGAGGUAAAUAAUGUCUACAUUGAAGAGGCUCGUGAUAUAGCGAUGCUCGUAGACAAAAGUGUCACGAGUGGAGCGGGUUGGGACAAUGCGGUGGAAUGUCGUCGCGAGUUGGUGGUUCGGCGCGCUCGUGCGACUUGUGAAUGCAGAUUAUUAAUAACUCGCUCUCCGAACCAACGCUCCAGCUUAAGCGACUCCCAGCCCACUUCUCGCCUGAGGCGUCCACUCCACCUGUGCCAUAUGGCCGCUCUUUAA
This is a messenger RNA of Danaus chrysippus (African queen), 258 nucleotides long. NCBI's taxonomy places the organism in Eukaryota, Metazoa, Arthropoda, Insecta, Lepidoptera, Nymphalidae. The record is from the annotation of a GenBank genome assembly.